UAAUGGUUUUAGUUAUUAAUGAUAUUGUAGACCUGAAUUAUCAAGUGUUUAAUUUGGUGGAUGAUUUACAUACUUCAAAUGAAGAAAAUCAUAAUCCAGAUAUUGCUAUGAACAAAGAUUAUAAAUUUAAUUUAGAAGAAUUAAUUCAAGAUCAAGAUUUUAAAUAA
Messenger RNA from Dentiscutata heterogama, 167 nucleotides. Lineage: Eukaryota; Fungi; Glomeromycota; Glomeromycetes; Diversisporales; Gigasporaceae. The record is from the annotation of a GenBank genome assembly.